GUGUUUUUUUUUUUUUUUUGGUGGGUCAUUUGGAAUAAAUGUGCGGAGAAACCCCGGCACGGGAGCUGGAUGUUUACGGAUAAAAACUGGAAACGAAUGUAAAUUGGAGGAGCCGUUCAAGGGAAGCGGGGGACAGCUAUCCUCUACCAUCCUGGCUGUAAUCAACGAUGGAAACGUUGUGAAGGCAUUUUGUGGCAGACCCUUCUUAUGUCUUGUUCAAAAACCCUUUGAGUUCAGAAGACAAGACAAAUCCAUAUUCUGGUUCCCACCACGUUACUAUAUGCUAGCAUCUCUCCAGAAACAACCACAUUUUGACCAGAAUUUCCUUUGGUACCCGAAGGUUCAAGACGAACCUGGCUUUUGCCUCAAUGGAGUAUUUCAUGACCAAAAGGAGAAACCGUAGAGGUAGGAGUUACCUCUGCAUCAGCUGGGAAAUAGCCUAGCUCAGGUCAGCACAGUGCUGCCAGCUCCUCCCUGAUUGGUCCUUAACCCCCCCUGCUCCCACAGAGACCCUCCCCGGUCUAUCCCCACUUUCCUAGUUUUCUGUCCCGCAAACCGCUCUUAAGCCACCCGCCAUGUCGUCGGUCCGCUUCACGGUGACGCCCACCAAGGCCGAGGACCUCCCGGGGCUGUCCGACACGUCGCCCGACAUCAGCUCCCGCCCGUCCGCCCAUGUUCGCUUCGGCUCCAGGGAGAGCGUCAAUCGCAGCGACCUGGUGAGCGAGGGGUCCGCAGGUGGGACGACGUUUGGAGGAAUGGGAGGGAACGAAACGCCGGACCGCAGCAGCAUAGACCAAGGGGAUGGGAAGAUCUCCAGUGUUUACAUCAACAACAGUCAUGGGAUGGAUGACGAUGAAUUUUUCGACAGGAACUUGGCCUUAUUUGAGGAGGAGAUGGACACUAGGCCGAAGGUGUCUUCUCUGCUCAACCGCCUGGCUAACUACACCAACCUGACGCAGGGAGCAAAGGAGCAUGAGGAGGCUGAGAGCAUCGGGGAGAAGAAGAAAGCCAGCAAGUCGCCGCAGAUGGGGACGUUCAUGGGCGUUUACCUCCCUUGCCUUCAAAACAUCUUCGGAGUCAUCCUGUUCCUGAGGUUGACGUGGGUGGUGGGGACCGCUGGGGUUCUGCAGGCCCUCUGCAUCGUCUUCACAUGCUGCUGUUGCACGUUGCUGACUGCUAUUUCAAUGAGCGCGAUCGCCACUAAUGGAGUUGUGCCAGCUGGAGGCUCCUACUUCAUGAUCAGCCGCUCUCUGGGUCCAGAGUUCGGAGGGGCCGUGGGGAUCUGUUUCUACCUGGGCACCACCUUCGCUGGGGCCAUGUACAUCCUGGGAGCCAUUGAGAUCUUCCUGAUGUACAUUGUUCCUCAGGCAGAAAUCUUUAAAGGCGGCGGGGCGGCCAUGUUGAACAACAUGCGAGUCUACGGCAGCAUCUGUCUCCUCCUCAUGUCCCUGCUCGUCUUUGUCGGUGUAAAGUAUGUCAACAAGCUGGCCUCCAUCUUCUUGGCCUGUGUCAUCGUCUCCAUCGUUUCCAUCUACAUCGGAGCGUUUGUCUCCGCUUUCUACGAGCAUAAAUUUGACGUGUGCAUGCUGGGGAAUAGAACCAUCAGCAGCCACGUCGAGUGUAGUAAAACCGUCCCGGUGGGAAUCAAAGACACAGUGGGGAGCUUCGACAGCAACUUCACACUCGGCUACGAAAACAGCACAGCUGGACCGGUCAUUGUCCCCACCGCUGUGCCAGUGGUGGAGGAGAAAACCACACUUCUUUGGGAAGAAUUUUGCCACAGCACCGAACUCAACGCCACCUGUGACGAAUACUUCACCUCUAAUAACUUCACUAAGAUUAAAGGGAUUCCUGGUCUGGCCAGUGGCAUCAUUUCGGAGAACCUGUGGAGCUCCUACAUCAGCAAAGGCGAGGUUCUGCAGAAAAGCUCGCUCAGCUCCUCUCACUCGUCACCUCCAGCAUCACUGCCUCAUCCGUACGUGUUCGCCGACAUCACCACCUCCUUCACCCUGCUGGUGGGCAUCUUCUUCCCUUCGGUCACAGGAAUCAUGGCUGGUUCAAAUCGGUCGGGAGAUUUAAAAGACGCUCAGCGCUCCAUCCCCAUCGGAACCAUCCUUGCUAUCCUCACGACGUCUUUUGUCUACCUGAGCAGCGUCGUGUUGUUCGGCGCCUGCAUCGACGGCGUCGUCCUCAGAGACAAGUUUGGAGAGUCAGUUGACGGCACUCUGGUUGUUGGCACGCUGGCCUGGCCUUCUCCUUGGGUCAUUGUGAUUGGCUCCUUCUUCUCAACAUGCGGCGCAGGCCUUCAGUCGCUGACCGGCGCGCCACGACUCCUGCAGGCCAUCGCCAAGGACAACAUCAUUCCAUUUCUACGGGUGUUUGGACAUGGGAAAGCUAACGGCGAACCCACCUGGGCUCUUCUCCUGACGGCACUGAUAGCUGAGUUGGGGAUUCUCAUCGCCUCUCUGGACCUGGUCGCUCCCAUCCUCACAAUGUUCUUCCUGAUGUGUUACCUGUUUGUGAACUUGGCCUGCGCUCUGCAGACGCUGCUCAGAACCCCCAACUGGAGGCCCCGCUUCUCCUACUACCACUGGACUUUGUCGUUUCUGGGGAUGAUCAUCUGCCUCGCUCUCAUGUUCAUAUCUUCUUGGUACUACGCAAUCGUUGCCAUGGUGAUCGCUGGCAUGAUCUACAAAUACAUUGAAUAUCAUGGAGCAGAGAAGGAGUGGGGAGACGGGAUCCGCGGUCUGUCACUCAGUGCUGCCCGCUACGCCCUCUUGAGGCUGGAGGAGGGACCACCACACACCAAGAACUGGAGGCCCCAACUGCUGGUGUUGCUAAAACUGGACGAAGACGCCCACGUCAAGUCUCCGCGGCUGCUGACGUUCGCCAGCCAGCUGAAGGCAGGAAAGGGCCUCACCAUCGUCGGCACGGUCGUCCCAGGACACUUCCUGCAGACUUACGGCGAGGCUCUGGCCGCAGAACAGACUUUGAAGCUUCUCAUGGAGAAGGAACGGGUGAAGGGCUUCGUUCAGUGCAUAGUGGCUCAAAAGCCCCGCGAGGGAAUCAGUCACAUGAUCCAGUCGAGCGGUCUGGGAGGAAUGAAGCCCAACACGGUGGUGAUGGGCUGGCCGCACACCUGGAGGCAGAGCGAAGACCCGCAGGCCUGGAAGACCUUCAUCAAUACGGUCCGAGUGACCACGGCGGCCCACCUGGCUCUGCUGGUGCCCAAAAACAUCUCCCUGUUCCCCAGCAACAGCGAGCCGCCCACCGACGGCUACAUCGACGUGUGGUGGAUCGUCCACGACGGGGGGAUGCUGAUGCUGCUGCCGUUUCUCCUUCGCCAACACAAGGUGUGGCGUAAAUGUGGGAUGCGAAUCUUCACCGUGGCUCAGAUGGAGGACAACUCGAUUCAGAUGAAGAAGGAUCUGGCAACGUUUCUCUAUCACCUUCGUAUUGAAGCUGAGGUGGAAGUAGUGGAGAUGCAUAACAGCGACAUCAGUGCGUACACCUACGAAAGGACACUGAUGAUGGAGCAGAGAUCUCAGAUGCUCAGACAAAUGCGACUCUCUAAAUCAGACAGAGAAAGAGAAAGGGUGCGCUGGAGUUUUGACGAUGUGUAUCUCUCGCCCAGGUUCAGGAGUACUGAAGGCCACACUUCGAACCCCAUCAAAGAAGACAGAGACAGACAGGCCCAGUUGGUGAAGGACCGCAACUCCAUGCUGCGCCUGACCAGCAUCGGGUCAGACGACGAGGACGACACCGACGGCGGAGAGCGGGAGCGGCCGGUGAGCAGCAGCUCCGAGCACCACCGUCGCGUCCAGAUGACCUGGACCAAAGAGAAGACGGCCCAGUACAGAGCGGCGCACUCCGGCUGCUCCACGCCCGAAGGCUUCAGAGACAUGCUGAGCAUCAGGCCGGACCACUCCAACGUCAGAAGGAUGCACACCGCCGUCAAGCUCAACGAAGUCAUCGUGAACAAAUCCCACGAUGCCCGGCUCGUCCUGCUCAACAUGCCGGGGCCCCCGAAGAACACGGACGGUGACGAGAACUACAUGGAGUUCUUGGAGGUUCUGACUGAAGGACUGGAGCGCGUCCUGUUGGUCCGAGGAGGCGGAAGUGAAGUCAUCACCAUCUACUCCUAAUUGGACAAGACACUGGAAGACACUGUUUAACAAGCAAGCCAAUCAUGGAGAAGACCGGAGAUGGGUUGGUUCUGUGUGGGCUGCGUGGGAUAGACCGUCCCUGGCUGCAGCAUCGGUUGUCACGUCAACAUCCCACCCAACUUUUCAUCUUCACUCGUUUUCUGCCAUGAUGGUGUUUUCUACUCCAAUUAUGUUGACUCGAGGAAACGCCAACACAGUUCCACGAUUGAGCAACAAGAACCCAUAGCAAUCAUGUGUGUGCAUGUGUCUGUGUGUGUGUGUGUGUGUGUGUGUGUGUGUGUGGGAAUCGUUCACCUGGAAGAUCUUUGAUCUGUUGAAGGGACCAGCGUUUUGUUCGAAGCAGGUGUGUUUAGGCAGUGGAACAGUUAAAGUAAAUAUGAUGGGUCUGAAAACAAUGCAGUCGUUCCACCAACGAAACUCAGGGUUUGCUUUUUGUACAGAAUGUAUUUUGGACGUUUGUUAGUUUGCUAUGUGAGGCCUAAAUGUCUGGUAGCAAGAGGAGUAUUAUUAUUGUUUUUUUUAUUAUUAUUUCGGAAGGCACAUACUUGUUUGUUCCAGAAUUACACAUGGAGUAAAUAAGAGUAAAGCAGAUAAUCUCUUGUAUCAUUUUCCAUCUACAGGAACAGAUGAACACCAAACUCAGCAUUUCAUUUUGUAGACAUUAAAGCUUGUGAUACAGCAACUUUAAAAUCAGUAUUAUUGCACAGAUGUCAGAUUUUGCUGCUAUUUGUCUGAAACUAAUAUUGUGUAUUAGAAGCCCUGUUUUUUUUUUUGUUUUGUUUUUGUGUUGUUUUUUUUUUUACCAAAUUCAGAAUAAGUUCCUUUUGGGUUUCUUUCAUUUAUGAACCAAAAUCUUAAGUUCAAUGUAAACUUGAGCACAAAUUUAAAAUAAUGUUUUCAAAAGACACAUUAUAGUUAAAUAAUCAUGCAAUAUUUCUUAAAUGUUAACUGUAGGUAAUAAUAAAGAAAAGGUAGAUGUUUGGAAGAAAUCAUGUGAAGCAAUAAUUCGAAUUAACAGGGGAAGUAUUCUUAGGACACCCAAGGAUAUUAUUUUGUUUUAAAGUAUAGAUGUAAGGUAAAAUUUUCUUGGGCCAAUUAUAAUGAUGGCAAUGUACACUCUCCCACCUCCGUACACACACACACACUCGCUUCUGUCAAUUUCGUUCCAGCACUUAAAGAACUAAACUUCUAUAUGCGAAUAAAAAUGAGAGACUUUCCUAGGGGCACAUAUCAUCGAUUAAUCGUUUAGAUGCGAAUACCGCUCUGAUGCCGGUUGGUUCGGAUGCUAGUGUUGCUAUGACGGCAUAUCUGGGAAGAAGGGCUGCCUUUUUAUGUUGUUUAAUAUUUAUUGAUCUCCAGGUAAAACCAAAAUGACUAUUGAGAACGUGAUUAGAGGUCUUGGACCUGUAGCUAGCCCGGUGGACUGCAUGAGAAGAGACAUCGGCGUAACUCCGUUUUAUAAACUGUCAGACUCGUUAGUUAUAGUUUGUGUUGGCCUCAGGCAGACGAGAAACGGAUAAUAAUAAUAAUAGUGGUCAAGUUGGACCGUUGUGGCACGAACCACAGCACUGCAUGUUGGCUCAAUGAGGUAUGAAUGCGUUGAUGUCACUUGUUUGAUCUCGUUUUGUUAUUCGAAAGAAUAUCGGCAGUAUGAGCGUUUUAUCCUACAACCAUCUCAUUCCACACCUCAAAACAGCCCCACUCACGUGCUGCUUUAUGUGUAUGCGCACAUGUCCGUAUGUAAAAUGAAUGCUUGUGAUUUUAUUGUUCAAUUUUAGAAACCUCUAACUAGAGAUGUGUUAUCCCUCUCGAAUGCUAUUUUUUUGAUUUUAUUUUCAUUGUUGUGCAAGGAUUACAUUAUGUUUGAUUUUUAUUUCCUGAAAAUGAUCUCGCUUGUACAUAAGGGCAGAAGAAGACCUUAAGUUUUAUCUUUUUUUAAUUACAUUAUUAUAAAAAUCAUGACAAAAAAAUGUUGCUUAAAAAAAUGGGAAUAAAGCAAUU
Xiphophorus maculatus (southern platyfish) is the source of this 6167-nucleotide messenger RNA. Its product is annotated as solute carrier family 12 member 6. Gene Ontology annotation, molecular function: potassium:chloride symporter activity. Gene Ontology annotation, cellular component: membrane. The record is from RefSeq and is a predicted model, not a curated record. Bases 576 to 4145 code for a protein of 1189 amino acids. Gene Ontology annotation, biological process: chloride transmembrane transport; chloride ion homeostasis; potassium ion homeostasis. NCBI's taxonomy places the organism in Eukaryota, Metazoa, Chordata, Actinopteri, Cyprinodontiformes, Poeciliidae. The transcript has 28 exons.